Molecule: messenger RNA, 426 nt
Organism: Neurospora tetraspora
Lineage: Eukaryota; Fungi; Ascomycota; Sordariomycetes; Sordariales; Sordariaceae
Exons: 1
Coding region: 1-426 (141 amino acids)
Biological process (GO): intronic box C/D snoRNA processing; nuclear-transcribed mRNA catabolic process, RNase MRP-dependent; tRNA processing
Cellular component (GO): nucleolar ribonuclease P complex; ribonuclease MRP complex
Molecular function (GO): ribonuclease P activity; ribonuclease MRP activity
Source: RefSeq, a predicted model, not a curated record
AUGGACCUCGACCCUCCCACCAACCCCUCCUCAUCCACCCCCAAGACCCCCAAAUCCCAAACCCUCUCCCAAACAACCAUCCGCUCCCCGCCCUUCUCCUACGCCCACCUCUCCCUCGUCACCCCCUCCUCUUCCUCCCAACUAGACACCCUAACCGCGCGGCACUACCUCACCGCCGCCCUCCGCCAAUUUCUGGGAGACACGGGCGCCUCGAUGGCCAUCGACAUGUUGCUUGUCAAAGGAGCCGAGUGCUGGGUUCGCGUGCCUAGGGAGGACUUGGCGGGGUUUGCGGCGGCGGUUACGGCUUACCCGGGCCAUAAGGUGGGGGGAGGAGAGGAAGAAGAGAUGUUGAUGAGGGUGGUGGGGUGUGGGGAUUGGUUGGGGGCUUUGGUGGGGAGGGAGGGGGAGGGGGAGGUUUGGGGUUGA